This is a messenger RNA of Ixodes scapularis (black-legged tick), 3602 nucleotides long. It is a transcript of the gene FBXO11, whose product is annotated as F-box only protein 11. Gene Ontology annotation, molecular function: protein binding; zinc ion binding. The record is from RefSeq and is a predicted model, not a curated record. The coding region runs from base 152 to 2851 and encodes 899 amino acids. Gene Ontology annotation, biological process: protein ubiquitination; regulation of apoptotic process; ubiquitin-dependent protein catabolic process. The transcript is spliced from 12 exons. NCBI's taxonomy places the organism in Eukaryota, Metazoa, Arthropoda, Arachnida, Ixodida, Ixodidae.
AAUGUUUCCCGACAUCGAACAAGAAAAUGGCCCCAUAGUAGCAGCAGCAAGGUUGAUGGGGGUACUUGUCAAGAUUGCUCUUUGUUGAGAGGUGUGGGAGUGCGUCCCUUUUUUUUUUUAUCGGCCUCUCCGUAACCCCAUCCGGACGAAGAUGUCCAGUGCGACCGCGAGGCCGACCAGAACAACCGUGCGGAAAACCCGUAAGAAGAGUAUCAAACGCGGAGUCAUCACAUCGAGGGCCUUUGGCGAAGAUGAGGCGAACGGUGGCCCUGGUUCUCAAGAGUGCUUGGUGGAGCAGACGCUGGUGAACAUGGCGUCGGUGCUAGGGGGUGGGGUAGGGAGCGUUGGGGGCGGAGGGGGCCUGGCCCCGCACCAGCCCCCGUAUGACUUGAGGCGCAAGUUCCCCCACGACGGGGGCGGAUCGGGGGGCCCGCCGUGCCACCUUCCCCGCAAGCGACAACGACGCACCCCAUCCUCCUCCCAGGGGGCAUCCUCGUCCUCCUCUUCUGAAGAGGGGGGCGGCGGAGCCCACUACCUGCUGUACGAGGUGCCGGACGAGGUGCUGCUCACCAUCUUCUCCUACCUGCUGGAGCAGGACCUGUGCCGGGCCGCCCAGGUCUGCCGGCGCUUCCACACCAUCUCCAGUGACACCGAGCUCUGGAAGAGCCUGUACCAGAGCGUGUACGAGUACGACCUGCCGCUGUUCCACCCGGCACCCUGCAAGUUUGAGUUUGUUGCCCCCGAAGAGGCGGACUGCUCCAACCCCUGGAAGGAGAGCUUCCGCCAGCUGUACCGGGGCAUCCACGUGCGGCCGCACUUUCAGGCCCAGUACGACGGCCACCCCCAGCGCUACCGGGGCCGUUCCCUGAGCUACUUCGACACGAUCGAGACGGCCUUCAACUACUGCGAAGAGCUGGAGCAGCCGGUGAUCUUCGUGCACACGGGAACCUACAAGGGGGAAUUCCUCAUCGUGGACGCCGGUGUGGCGCUCAUCGGCGCAGCGCCGGGCAACGUGGCAGAACACGUGGUGCUCGAGAGGGACACGGACUCGACCAUCACCUUCGUGGAGGGGGCACGGGGGGCCUACCUGGGCUACAUGACCCUCAAGUUCACGCCGGACAUCACGUCGUCGGUGCCCCACCACAAGCACUACUGCCUGGAGAUCAACGAGAACUGCUCCCCGACGGUGGACCACUGCAUCAUCCGGAGCACCUCCGUGGUCGGGGCCGCAGUCUGCGUCUCGGGGGCAGGGGCCGAGCCCUGCCUGCGCAGCUGCGACAUCUCCGACUGCGAGAACGUGGGCCUGUACAUCACGGACUAUGCGCAGGGCAUCUACGAGGAGAAUGAGAUCAGCCGCAACGCCCUGGCCGGGGUGUGGGUGAAGAACCACGCAAACCCGAUCAUGCGCCGCAACCACAUCCACCACGGCCGCGACGUGGGCGUCUUCACCUUCGACAACGGCCUGGGCUACUUCGAGGCCAACGACAUCCACAACAACCGCAUCGCGGGCUUCGAGGUGAAGGCUGGCGCCAACCCCACCGUGGUCCGCUGUGAGAUCCACCACGGCCAGACGGGGGGCAUCUACGUCCACGAGAACGGCCGGGGCCAGUUCAUCGAGAACAAGAUCCACUCGAACAACUUUGCCGGCGUCUGGAUCACCUCCCACUCGAACCCGACGAUUCGGCGCAACGACAUCUACAACGGCCACCAGGGCGGGGUGUACAUCUUCGGCGAGGGGCGCGGCCUCAUCGAGCACAACAACAUCCACGGCAACGCCCUGGCGGGCAUCCAGAUCCGCACCAACAGCGACCCGAUCGUGCGCUACAACAAGAUCCACCACGGCCAGCACGGCGGGAUCUACGUGCACGAGAAGGGCCAGGGGUUGAUCGAGGAGAACGAGGUGUACGCCAACACCCUGGCCGGGGUGUGGAUCACCACGGGGAGCACGCCGGUGCUGCGGCGGAACCGCAUCCACAGCGGCAAGCAGGUCGGGGUGUACUUCUACGACAACGGACACGGGCGCCUCGAGGAGAACGACAUCUUCAACCACCUCUACUCGGGCGUCCAGAUCAGGACUGGCAGCAACCCCAUCAUCCGGCGCAACAAGAUCUGGGGAGGCCAGAACGGGGGCGUCCUGGUGUACAACGGGGGCCUCGGGGUGCUCGAGCAGAAUGAGAUCUUCGACAACGCCAUGGCGGGCGUCUGGAUCAAGACGGACAGCAACCCGACGCUGCGGCGGAACAAGAUCUACGACGGCCGGGACGGGGGCGUCUGCAUCUUCAACGGCGGCAAGGGGGUGCUGGAGGAGAACGACAUCUUCCGCAACGCCCAGGCCGGGGUGCUCAUCUCGACGCAGAGCCACCCCGUGCUGCGGCGCAACCGGAUCUUUGACGGGCUGGCCGCCGGCGUGGAGAUCACCAACAACGCCACGGCCACCCUCGAGUUCAACCAGAUCUUCAACAACCGCUUUGGGGGCCUCUGCCUGGCCAGCGGGGUGCAACCCAUCCUCAAGGGGAAUCGCAUCUUUGACAACCACAAUGCGGUAGAGAAGGCGGUGAACAGCGGACAGUGCCUGUACAAGAUCUCGAGCUACACCAGCUUUCCCAUGCACGACUUCUACAGGUGCAAGACAUGCAACACGACGGAUCGGAACGCCAUCUGCGUCAACUGCAUCAAAACUUGCCACUCGGGCCACGACGUAGAGUUCAUCCGGCACGACAGGUUCUUCUGCGACUGUGGUGCGGGCACCCUGAGCAACCAGUGCCAGCUGCAGGGGGAGCCCACCCAGGACACGGACACCCUGUACGACUCGGCGGCACCCAUGGAAUCGCACACCCUGCUGGUCAACUAGGAGGGACCCCUUGCUCAGACGCCCCCACAGCGGGGACCAAGUGCCAAAAAGACGCUCCCCCUUCCCCUCCCCCCGGUGGAGCCCACCCCUUCCCCCCACCCGGCACCCCCCUAGUCUGCCGGUGGCGGCCCGCCCCCUAUUUAUUCGGCCACCCGGCAGCUGGCUCUGCCGGACACCACCGCCGCGGACGGUGCCACGGGUGGUGCGGCUGUGCCGUCGCAGACGGUGCCGCCACGGACAAUGGACUGUGCAGCUACGGACGGUGCCACCGGACGGUGUCGCCGUGAAGUGAAAUCGGACGCUGCCACCACGAAUGAUUGUCGCGAGAUGUGGCACCACCGCAAACGCUGCCUGCACGACCGGUGCCACCGUGGUCGACACCGCCACAGUCGACGUCGCGCCGACGGCAGUACGGCCGGUGUGCCAAUUCGGCCGAUGCCAGUACGGCUGGUGCAACUUCGGCUCCUGCCAGUACAGCCGGUGCCACCACGGCCGGUGCCUCCACGAAUGUGGUGCCGUGCGCGGGACUCCGUGCGAAGCACGACGGCGGGGAGUGUGGCUUCUAUGCAGUGCGCUUUUUCUGGCCCGAACAGUAGGAGCCGUGGCCCCCCCACCUCGGGGAGAUAACUCCCCUUUUUGUAUCCAUGUUAUAAAUAUGCUGUACCUAGCGCGCAUGUGAAUCUCGUGCAACCGUCGUGUGUACCCACGCGCCCGGCCGCCACAAUAAAAACUCCUCCGGGUGCCACAACGG